Epithele typhae is the source of this 1635-nucleotide messenger RNA. RefSeq lists its product as uncharacterized. The transcript has 6 exons. Lineage: Eukaryota; Fungi; Basidiomycota; Agaricomycetes; Polyporales; Epitheliaceae. The coding region runs from base 1 to 1635 and encodes 544 amino acids. The record is from RefSeq and is a predicted model, not a curated record.
AUGGCUCACGAGAACGCAUGCCGGGUGGUUCCAUUUGACGUCAGUAAACGACUUUCAUCUCGCAACGCAUGGGCCGCCGUUCCUGCGGCGGCUGCUACUGUUGAAGAGAUAUGUGACCCACUGGUGCGAGCAUUAAACAAGAGCACCAAGUACAAGUCGCGUUGCUCCGGGAUGGUUUUUUCGCCCUCCCAAAACGACCAGUCCCUCAUCUGCUGCUUCACAACAGAGAAUUUCGAAGUCGUGAAGCAGCUCCAUCCAGGCUCUCGAGCGGAGCUAGGAUACACCGAGACUUUUAUUCAAGUGAACAGAAACUCGUCCCACGACAUCUUCUUGGACCCGCCCGACGAUGACCACGGACCUUAUGUCAAACCUCCCGGCUGGAAGUUCAAGAACACGGACGGCAGCGAGCCUAACACCAUCACGCCGAGGAUUGAUGUCACCGUCGAACGGGCGUCACAAGCAGAGGAGGCCCUCUUCCACGAAGUGGUCACGAAGCACGUUCGGGCUCAACUAGGCCUUGCAGAUGAAGAACUCAGCCGCGCGGUCAGCGAGCACUAUCAACCGGGCAAUGACGCCGUCCGGAGGGUAUCACUCUUGAAGAACUUCGCACUGGUGGUGUGGAGAACGUGUAAAGCUUUGCGUGAUGCAUUCACCAAGACGUCGCGCUUGCACCGAGACGUCAGUCUAGGGAACAUCAUUCUGGUCCGCGACGAAAGCGACGCCCAGUUCCGUCGAGGCUAUGUUAUCGACUGGGAUACAGCAGUCGCAGUGGAUGACCAUGGUCGAUCGAUAGAGCACGGGCUGGUGGGGACAUUCCCAUUCUUAUCUAUUCGUAUGCAUCAAGCGUCCAAAAAUACUGCACAAACACUGCAAGACGACAUCGAGUCUCUCUUCUACGUGAUCCUAUAUUGUGCCUACCUUUGGCUUCCCCAUGACGCAUCCAAGAACCGCCUUGCAACUUCAAUGUACCAAAUGUUUGAUCACAAGGCGUCCUAUUACGGCGACAAAAGGCUCCACGGCACGGCAAAGACGAUGAACCUCCGGGACCAGCGCUACACCAGAGGGUUCAACUGGCCAGCUCCUCUCCGUGAAUGGUUGGAGACGGUUAUGCUCUAUAUGACCCCUCCUCGCGCUGAGGAGUGCGACUACGAGGACAAAUGGACUGAUCCUGAACACUUGGACGCCUUCUGGCGCGAGCUAUUGCGGAAGCAUGGGGGCACCUUGCCCGUAGAUGAUCGCGUGGAACACGAUCACCCCCGUGCUCGCACAAUCAGACGUGUCCCAAGCGCCAUUGAAAGGCACGCUCACAGCAGCCCGUUCUUGCCGUCUUCCGCCAGCAGUUCAGCUUCAGCGACCACCCCAUCUUCUUCUGCCGUUCAAGCUGGCGACGUAGCCACCGAAUUACCUUGCCAAGCCUUACCCCGAACGACCCAGUCUCCUAUCGACGCCGUUGACAAAACUACCUGUGCUGGUGCUGGUCCUGUUCCACCACCAUCGCCUCGGCGUAGUAUGCGGCUUCGCGAAAUGAAAGAGCUCGCUACUGCCGCUCCCCAACAGGAAGUUACUAGCGGCCGCAAGAUCGCAGCCGGUACCUCACGCCGGCGCGCGGUCACUCGCCGGAAGGGAGGUCGUUAG